AUGGAGAAUCCACCGUUGUCUUUAAAAUUAUCGUCUUUAUGUUUAAUUUCUCAAUGUAAGCUGGACAGCAUUUUAUCAUUAUGUGGAGACAAAAAAGAUCUUAUCAUUGACCCUUCUCUCAUUAAACCAAUGGAGCGAGUAUGUGGAGUCAAUUGGCUAAGACAACAUGGCAUAGAUAAAAUUUACAAGAUGGAUCCCAACCUUGGAAACACAGCAAAUACAAAUAGAGUAUACUUCAUACCAUCCUGUAUUCACAAGUACAAGUGUGUUUUAGACCAGAUUGCUUCACUAAUUAAUCUAAACUCGUCACUUGCUGAAUUGAAUUGCUUUCACAUAAUAAUAGUCCCUAAAGUGCUUACAAUAUAUGACUCAAUAUUGGAAAGCAAAGGGUUGUACAAUAUAGUGAAAUUACAUACAUUUACUUGGGAGUUUAUGAUGUUGGAUAACCAGCUUUUAAGUCUCGAACUGCCGUUUCUGUUCAAGCAACUUUAUGUUGAACAGAAUCAUUCACUACUCUCAAGUAUAUCAAUGUCUUUAUGGAGCCUGUUUCAUGUAACGGGCAAGCCGAAAGCUGUAUUCUCGAUUGGCAAACUUUCUGCAAGUGUUCUAGACAUGUUAGAGAUUUACAACGAGACUUAUGCACGAGGAUUUCUUGAGAAGGAGAGCUCAAAAGACAUCGGCGCACUUGUGAUAGUAGAUAGAAAUCAAGAUUAUGCUUCAAGUUUGCUGACACCUGCAACGUACAGUGGUCUUCUUAGCGAAUUGUUCACUGUUAACUGUGGAAACCUAGAUUUGAAUGUCAAGGAAACAAAAUUAAAAAAAGGUAAACUGGAUUUUGGCUUUGAAGAUGAAGGUGGACCUUCUAAACAUGCAGUCAUUAUGUUAGAUAGUUCAAUAGAUAAUUUGUAUGGCGAAAUCAAACACAGACAUUUCUCUGAAGUUUUAAGUGUUUUAAGCUCAAAAGCUAAGUUGUUGAAGAAUGAAGAUAUAAAGGCUUUAGGUAUACAAGAAAUAAAACAUUUUGUGGCAACAAAACUGCAACAGAUAACUUUGUUCAAGCAAAAUUUAGUCAAUCAUGUGUUAGCUUGUGAGACAAUUAUAUCAGAAAUGAGCAACAAGUAUGAAAAUUUAAAACUAGCUGAAACAGAAAUGCUGAACAACAAAAAUAAGAAAUCAAAUUUCCAAUUUGUCGAUGAGAAUUUUGGCACUGAUAUCCACAUAUAUAAUAGUUUACGACUAAUGUGUUUGUUGAGUUUAACACAAUCUCUUACGUAUGAUGAAUACAAUACAUUGGUAACAAAGUAUUUACUUGCAUUUGGAUACAAGUAUUUGUAUGUCUUUAAUAACUUAAUAAAUGCUGGGUUACUAGUGCAGCCUUCUAGUCCAAAACUAUCUUUAAACAUUUCGAACCUCGGUAACCUUAGUGACAGACUACCAAAGUGGCAGAAUGAGUUUCAGAGCAAUGCUAAUAAGUUAAAGCAGUUGCCGUCUCAAGCAGACAAAGAUAGCAAGUCUUCACCGAGUUAUGUCUUCAAUGGAAGCUAUAUACCUCUGAUUGCUGUGCUCUGCCAAGCAAUGCUUACAUCGGAAACUUUAGCUGAGCUUAUAAUGAAAUUGUCAUCAUUAUCCGAGUUGAGGGUAGGUGGAAAAAUACUUGAUAAGCUCAAAGUUGGAAUGGAAACUUUAAACGAAAAAUUAUCGAACUUAAAACUGCAAAAUGAUUUGGAAUUUGGUUGCAAAGAUGUAAAGGGACUGGCAAAGUUGUUGAAGAGUGAUCCAAAUAUUGGUAAUUGUUUUCCUUUGAAGCCUAAAUCAGUGUUAGUUUAUGUGAUUGGUGGCGUGAACUAUGCAGAGAUAGCAGCUUGUGAUGUGAUACAAACUAUAACCGGAAGUAAGAUAUAUGUGACCAGUGAUUGUGUGCACAGUGGAGCGGAAAUGAUAGGAUCUGCUACAUAA
Messenger RNA from Arctia plantaginis, 1956 nucleotides. Lineage: Eukaryota; Metazoa; Arthropoda; Insecta; Lepidoptera; Erebidae. The record is from the annotation of a GenBank genome assembly.